AUGAUGAUCAGUCAAGCGAGCUGUUUUUGGGAAGAGAGACUCAAAAAUCAGAACAAGACCAAAGAUAAGAUUCCGACAAUGACUAAAGUAUGUCCUGAAAUGCAAGAAAAGAGAGUGUGUGAAGAAGCAGUAGUGGUAGUUGAAGCAAUCUCAGCUGAUGUAAGCUUUGCUUCUAACCAGUUUCCAUCAUACAAGUUAGGACCUGAAGAUCAGAUUCUUGAUGAGCCUAAAGAAAAUGAAAAACAUCCAUCUGUUAAAGAUGUAGUCGAUAAAGAAACUGAAGAUUUGUCAGAUCAGCACAAACGUCUUUCAGUUCGUGACCUUGCUUGCAAAUUCGACAAGAAUCUAGCUGCAGCUGCUAAACUAGUUGACGAGGCAAAGUUGAAUGAGGUGACUUCAUUGGAAGGACAUGUUAUGCUAAAGAAACUUAGAGAUGCUUUAGAAUCCAUGAGAGGUCGUAUGGAUGGGCGUAACAAGGAAGCCGUUGAAAAAGCUAUCUCUAUGGUUGAGGCUUUAGCAGUAAAGUUAACCCAUCAUGAAGGUGGGCUCAUUCAAGAAAAGACUGAAGUGAAGAAGCUAGCAAGCUUCCUCAAGCAGGCUUCAGAAGAUGCAAAGAAGUUAGUGAACCAGGAACGGUCCUUUGCUUGUGCUGAAAUAGAUAGUGCAAGGACUCUUGUGAUGAGACUUGGAGGAGCAUUUGAAGAACAGGAGCUUUGUUCUAAAGCUUCUCAAGCUCAGGGACCGAAUGUUGAGAAAUUGGUUGAGGAAGUUCAGGAGGCUAGAAGAAUCAAACGGAUGCAUCAACCAACCAAGGUGAUGGGCAUGCAACAUGAACUUCAUGAUUUAAAGAGUCAAAUUCAAGAGAAGUCUGCAUAUUCAAUUAAGCUUCAAAGAGAGAUAGCAAUAAUCAAGAGAGCUGAAGGGUCCAAAUCAUGUCCUUAUGUUCUAGAUGGUGCACAAACUCUUGGCUCUUGCCUAAGGAUACGUGCCUCCUCAGAUAGUAAUGCUUCAGAUACUUCCAAAUGUUCAUUCCAGUGGUACCGUGCAGCAUCUGAGUCUAGCCGAAGAGAAGCUAUAUCUGGUGCCAACCAAUCAGUAUAUGCUCCAGAACCAUAUGAUGUCGGCAGAGUAAUACAAGCAGAUAUUCUUUGUAACGGUCAGAAGUUCACUGUUACAACAGACGGUCCAAUUAAUACUGCUUCUGGCUUGCAAUCACGCGUUGAAUCACUCCUGCGAAAAUCAAACAGUGAAUUCACUGUGGUUAUAUCACAGAUGAAUGGGCAAGAUCAUGUAUCACGAUCUCAUGUAUUUACUGUAGGAAAGGCGAGGGUAAAGCUAUCUAGAGGAUGGAUCACAAAGGCUAGAGAAAUAUAUUCAAACUCCAUGCAGUUAUGUGGAGUGAGAGGCAAUGCUAAUGCUCCUGCAAAAGCAUUGUUCUGGCAACCAAGAAAGGGUUUAAGUUUCUUACUAACUUUUGAGACAGAACAAGAACGUAAUGCAGCUAUUGUUCUCUCCCGGAAAUACGCAUACGAUUGCAAUGUUACUCUGGUUGGGCCAGACGAUUGA
Eruca vesicaria subsp. sativa (arugula) is the source of this 1566-nucleotide messenger RNA. NCBI's taxonomy places the organism in Eukaryota, Viridiplantae, Streptophyta, Magnoliopsida, Brassicales, Brassicaceae. The record is from the annotation of a GenBank genome assembly.